UGACUAAGAUGGCUAAGAUGGGGUUCCUGUGGUACAUGCCAAGAUGGCGGCCAACAAGGUUGAAAAAGGUAGUCUACGAAAAAAGGCUAGCGUAAAGAACUCACUAGGAAAUCCUUACGUAUUAUCAUGGCCCACAAUCGAAAAGCAAGUGUAUUAUUCCAUUAUUAACGAAAUAAGAAGGACAUUUCCAGCAGUUUUGAGUAGAAGAUCCGUUUCUAAAGCGCGUAGAAAGCAGUUAGAAACUACUGAUAAAGACGCAUUGACAGAGGAAGACAAGAUACUGAUACAACAGAUGAAAGAAAAGCAAGAACUGAGGAAGUGUCUUGCUGUUGGAAUCAAUGAAGUUACUAGGGGAUACGAAAAAGAUGAGUUGAAAUUAGUUUUGGCAUGCCGUUCCAUUAAGCCAAGCUCAGUCACAGACCAUUUCAUGUUGCUAGGGGCAACUCGUCAAGUACCAACCCUUGGUCUUCAUGAUCUUGGGCAAGUGUUGGGUCCAUUACUGCAGUAUAAUAAGACAGCUGCUCUAGGUUUCAAGAAACAAGAUAAAGAAACAGCAUUUGACUCACUGGUGGAGUUUAUAAUUCCGAUGGUCCCUGAAAUAAAUGUUCCAUGGCUAAAACCAUUUGAAGAGACUAAACAGGAGACAUUUAGUAACGAGGGCUGUACUAUACAAGGUCAAGCAAACAAGGCUGGUCAACAAGCAGGGGUAAAAAGAAGGCAUUCUGAUGAAUCUGGGAAUUCAGAAGAUAGUGUUAUUAACAAGAAACAAAAAGCUGACAAAGAUGUUAAACUAAAUGUAGUUGAAGAGGAAAAACCAAAAGAAACUUUGAGGCAGUUGGAUGAAGAAAUACAAGAUAACAAAAAGAAAGAGUCUCAAAAUAUUACAGUUGAAAAUUCGAAACUGAACAACAAAACGAAAAGCAAGGAAGGAAAUUCAGGACAAAUUUUUGCACAGAAAGAAAGAAAAAAUGUGGAGCACAAAAGUGAACUUGGAAAAAUAAGUAUUUCUUUUGAGCCUAUUGUCAUAAAACAAAUUCUUCCAAACCCAGAUAAAAACAGGACUGGUAAAAGAAAAAAGACAAAAUCCAAAGCAAAGUAACAUAUAAAAUAAUUUAGAAAGUAUUCAUAUUGUCUUAAGAAAAAACUUGAAGAGUAAAGAACAAUAUUUUU
This is a messenger RNA of Actinia tenebrosa (Australian red waratah sea anemone), 1170 nucleotides long. RefSeq names its product ribonuclease P protein subunit p38. NCBI's taxonomy places the organism in Eukaryota, Metazoa, Cnidaria, Anthozoa, Actiniaria, Actiniidae. Gene Ontology annotation, cellular component: ribonuclease MRP complex; nucleolar ribonuclease P complex; fibrillar center. The record is from RefSeq and is a predicted model, not a curated record. Gene Ontology annotation, molecular function: ribonuclease P RNA binding; ribonuclease P activity. Gene Ontology annotation, biological process: tRNA 5'-leader removal.